This is a messenger RNA of Cryphonectria parasitica EP155, 764 nucleotides long. RefSeq lists its product as uncharacterized. The record is from RefSeq and is a predicted model, not a curated record. Gene Ontology annotation, molecular function: protein binding. The coding region runs from base 1 to 693 and encodes 230 amino acids. NCBI's taxonomy places the organism in Eukaryota, Fungi, Ascomycota, Sordariomycetes, Diaporthales, Cryphonectriaceae. The transcript has a single exon.
AUGGCAGGCUCUCUCGCCUCAGCCAGGCACACACCAGUGUCGCUGGCUGACAGCAGCCGCACACCUCCACCGGUGCCGCCCUCCCGGCGCAAGGGCGGUGCAGGCCCACCACAGCCACCACGGCGCAUGAAGCAUACCCUACGGCAGCCCAUAUCGCUCUCGGAUGACGAGGACACCCGGCGUCCGCAGCACCACAAGAGGGCGCUGAACAACAAGAAGCACGCACACCAUGAGGGAUCCCGGCGGCGGUGGCGCGAAGAGAUUACGGAGCGCGAAAAGAAGCGGUACGAGGCCGUGUGGGCAUCCAACCGCGGCUUGUUCCUCGUGCAGGCGGCCACCACCAACAACACCACCCAGCAGCAGCCCGUCCGCAAUGAGAGCUACGAGGAGCUGUCGGGGUACGUGGCCAACGUGGUGGUGAGGGACAUCUGGGCGCGGAGCAGGCUGCCGGCUGCCGAGCUCGCCGAGGUCUGGGACCUGGUGUACGGUCAACAGGGGCAGGCCAAGGUGCACGCGGCGCUGGACAAGAGGGAGUUUGUGGUGGGCAUGUGGCUGAUCGACCAGCGGCUGCGGGGCAGGAAGAUCCCGCCGAGGGUGAGCGACAGCGUGUGGGACAGCGCCAAGGGGUUGAGGGUGCUGGACCCUGGCGGUGUUGGGACCCACGGCCACGGGCAGAAGGGAAAGGGGAGAUGAAGAUGAUGAAGAGUGUUGGGAGGAGCAAGAAGGAGCAAGGAGAAGGAAAGGAAACGAAGAGAGAGAGAGAG